GUGAGAAAUUAGUUUUGUUGUGUGGUUAGUUAUAACGACUUGCAUCCAGAAUCCAGCAUCGAAAUCAAAUCAAAUCAUGAAGUUAUUAAUCGUACUUGUUGCUACUUUGGGAGUGGCUUGUGCCUUCCCACACGGCUUUGGUGGUAAUGCUGGAGCUGAUGCCGGUGCUAAUGCGUCAGCUAGUGGUGGCGGAGGCGGCUUCGGAGGUCCUCAGGGUCACCGUGGCGGUCAUGGUGGUCAUGGUGGUUCUGGUGGAUUUAUUCCCGGUGGUCCAGGUGGUCCAGGCGGUCAUGGAGGCGGCCAAGGUGGUCUUGGUGGUCAUGGUGGUUCUGGUGGAUUUAUUCCCGGUGGCCCAGGCGGUCAUGCAGGCGGUCAUGGAGGCGGCCAUGGUGGUCCUGGUGUCUACGGAGGCGGUAGUGCCAAUGCCAACGCACAGGCGAGCUCCAACGCGUAUGGUGGUGAUAAUGCCAAUGCCAAUGCCAAUGCCAGUGCAAAGGCUCAAGCUGGAGGCUUUGGUGGCGCACACUCUAAUGCAAACGCUCAGGCUAGUGCCUCAGCCGGCUCCGCAUUCUAGAAUAACACACACCACACUCAUCUCGAACUGCCCAACAUUUUUUAGCUAAUGUGAUUUAUGUAUAAAGUUUUAAGCAAAGAUACAAAGAGAAAAAAAAGUGACAAGAAAAAAAAAUAAUAAAAAAUUUAAAUUUAAUAUAAUA
Messenger RNA from Anastrepha ludens (Mexican fruit fly), 716 nucleotides. RefSeq lists its product as uncharacterized. The record is from RefSeq and is a predicted model, not a curated record. NCBI's taxonomy places the organism in Eukaryota, Metazoa, Arthropoda, Insecta, Diptera, Tephritidae. The coding region runs from base 77 to 574 and encodes 165 amino acids. The transcript has a single exon.